UUUCAGUUUUAAAAUUUCUCAUAUAUUUAUUCGAAAUGUUUGAGUGGACGUAGAGUUAACUAUAUCUUCUGGAACAAUUUCAUAGUUUCCUAAAGAGAAAAAUCUAAUUUCUUAGAAAAUAUCUAACAUUCAUAGGUGUAAUGUGACAAUAAAUUCGAAUUUUUAAUCUUAUCAUAUCGAUUAGAUUUAAAUCACAAUUGCUCCCAUACGGUGGUUUGAUUGUUUGAAAAUUAUGAUUCUGCUGUAACCUACACGCAUUAUGUCCAACGCUAAUUAUAGUGAAGGCAAGGAAAACUAUCCUCUACACGAAUGUAUUUUUAUCGGGGACGUACGCAAGCUAUCUUCGUUGCUGAGAAAUAAUGAGGUGACCCGUAAGGACAAACAUGGGAACACAGCUUUGCACCUUGCUGUUAUGUUGGGACGUAAAGAGUGCGUACAGUUGUUAUUGGCGCACAGUGCCCCUGUAAAAGUAAAAAACCUUGCAGGAUGGUCGCCCCUUGCCGAAGCGAUAAGCUAUGGGGAUCGUCAGACUAUAUCCACUUUGGUACGUAAACUCAAGCAACAGGCUCGAGAACAAAUGGAAAUCAGAAGGCCUGAUCUGAUACGAGCUCUCUCACAAAUUCAGGACUUCUAUAUGGAACUUAAAUGGGACUUCCAUUCAUGGGUUCCUUUAGUCUCAAGAAUUUUACCAUCAGAUGUUUGUAAAAUUUUUAAAUCUGGAUCAAAAAUUAGAUUAGAUACAACCUUAGUUGACUUUUCUGACAUGAGAUGGGAGAGAGGUGAUAUAUCUUUCAUUUUUCAAGGUGAAAAGCCACCUACUGAAUCCCUCACUGUUUUAGACAACAAACUAAAGGUUUAUCAAAAGGUGCGAUAUGAAGAAACCGAAACAGAAAUUGAGGAUGAAGUUGACAUACUUAUGUCCAGUGAUAUUUUGGCUGCUCAGAUGUCAACUAAAGGAAUAUCCUUUUGUAGAGCUCAAUCAGGAUGGAUAUUUCGAGAAGAUAGAAAAGAGACUGUAGCUGGAUUGUACCAAAGUGAAGUAUAUAGUAUAUCAGGCUUAGUACUGGAGUCUAGGAAGAGACGAGAACAUUUGUCGAGUGAUGACUUACAAAAAAACAAAGCAAUACUGGAAAGUUUAACUAAAGGCAACACACAACAUUUGGAUACUAAUGGUGAACCCACGCGGCGAGCUUCAUUGAAUCCCCCUCCUGAAAGUAAAGUGGAUUGGGAAGCCUAUAUAUCAGCACCACCUGGCCAGUAUCCUAGUUUAGGUAGAGCAGUGGUAUACAAGGAGUCUUCUCGAAGUUUUCGUGCUACAAUCUCUAUGAGUGAUGAUUUUCCACUCAGUGUAGAGAUGUUACUAAAUGUAUUGGAAGUGAUAGCUCCUUUCAAGCAUUUUGCAAAAUUAAGGCAAUUUGUUGCUCUGAAACUACCAAAAGGGUUUCCUGUGAAAAUCGAUAUUCCGAUUCUACCAACAGUCACGGCAAAAAUCACAUUUCAAAAAUUUGAAUUCCGUGAUGACAUACCCGAUGAUUUGUUCAUAAUACCUGAGGAGUUUAUUGAAGACCCUUUGCGUUUUCCUGAUUUAUGACAUUUUGAUAUUCUAACACUGUUUGAAAUAAGUGAGAGGCCUAAGUGGCUGAGUGAAGUUAAAAGUAGUAAAAUGCGGAAAACAAUUAUGCGUCGGUCAUUCACACACAACAUGUUGUCUGUUGAGUUUCCCAUGCUGUUUGGACUCGGUAGCUCCUAUUCCAGCCAUUGUGUCAUCUUUGUAGAAUAGCUAAAUCCUAAAUAUACUGUUAAAAGUGUGGUGAAUUGUUUGUGUAGUAGUUCCUGUAUGACAGUGUUAGAAUUGUUGUAAACAAAAUCUAUUCUGUAUUACUUAAUGUUAUAUUGUUUAAAUUUAAAUAUUUUAUUCUUUUGACUUUUUAUAUUUUGAUUUGAUUUUUUUUUAAUUUCAUUAAAAUAUA
Molecule: messenger RNA, 1970 nt
Organism: Bombyx mandarina (wild silkworm)
Lineage: Eukaryota; Metazoa; Arthropoda; Insecta; Lepidoptera; Bombycidae
Product: ankyrin repeat domain-containing protein 13C
Biological process (GO): protein retention in ER lumen
Cellular component (GO): cytoplasm
Molecular function (GO): signaling receptor binding
Source: RefSeq, a predicted model, not a curated record